This is a messenger RNA of Effrenium voratum, 536 nucleotides long. NCBI's taxonomy places the organism in Eukaryota, Dinophyceae, Suessiales, Symbiodiniaceae. The record is from the annotation of a GenBank genome assembly.
GGGGAUGGUGGGGCAAAAGCCGAGAGUAGUCGAGGUGAGCGCGCUGUUGACUGAGGUCUGUGUGCGUUCGGGCUUCCCGGGCUCGUCAGUGCAGGUGGACGUGGUGCAGGCGUUGGCGCAAGCGGGGCAUGUCAAAGGCCGGCGGAUCUACGACAGCAUCGCUGGCACGCUGCAGAUCUACCAAAAAGGCUCCACGGACGCGUUCCAGCAGGGCACCCGGGACCUCUCGAGCGUGGAAUCCAGCGACUAUGUGGACGGUAUGUCGGUGACCAUCGGCGCGCCCAGGACACACAUCUUCACCCUGGCCCUGGGCACCUCCUACGACACCGCCCUUGGCACAGCUGGCAUGUGCCCCUGCGGUGUGGAGACCCAAAGUGUCCAGUGUGGGGGUGAUCCGGUCCCAGCCUUCCUCUCGGGGGAGGAGCACCUCUGCGACAGCGGCACGGUGGGCUCGGCGAGCCUCGCCUGGGGCGCGCGCCUGGUGAGCGCCGGCUUCGGCCCGACAGCGCUGGGUGCCACGACGCAGACGCUGGAGG